ACAUGGUGUACACAAACGUGAAAUCGUCGAACGUUGCUGUUCGGAAGAGCUAACUCUGAAAUUUUUGCUCUAUUUUCUCAUGUUAAUGGCCUAAUUCCACCCUGUACACGCGAUAUCAGUAUCGCGGUGAAUUUCGAUAGAAGAUCACAUGAAUGUAGUCGAUUUUAAACGCCAGAAUUGCUGUUGGGAAGUAUCUGAAAUUGUGAACGAAAUUGGAGGGGCACUCACUCGCACACCAGAAUCUGCUGUAUUGAAGAGAUGUGAUAAGUGACCGUGAAAAGCAGAUAAGGGGAUCGGUUGGUUGCAACAAGUCAGAGGAGACGUACUGUGGACGAGUUUUUCGCCAGUUUCCAGAAUUCUUUUGAGCUUUGUUGACUGAAUUGUGACUCCUGCUCAAAAUAACUGAGUGGUAAAAUAAUUACAGUUUGAAGGAAGAAGACGCUUCAAUGUGAAUAACAUUACACUUUGGAUCACCCAAUGUAAACACAUGGAAUAUUCAGCAGUCCGCGCGAGGAAAUACCAGCGUCAUAACUGAUUAAGCAUAGUAUGAUUCAUGCUGCAAUCACACUUAACUGCUGAGCUCUCCUACAUGGAGAGGAUAAACCUGAGUUAUUGACGAGGCAGUCGACACACUGUGAUGCCGAGUGUGAAGCAUCCCUGCACUGCCAAUUAGCGCUCAGUUGUCAUCCGUUGCCCUUCACCAUAACUAAACCAUCUGUUUCCUUCUCCUUGGUCGCGUGCAUGGCUAAACCGCAAUAAAACUGCUUCGAAAAUGACCGCCAUCUUCUGGAUUCGUACGCCGCGCUUCAGCUUUGCCAGCGCCCUGUGUCUUCUUACCCUGGCCGUAUCUGUAAUCUCUACACUGGUAGUGCAUGCUUGCCCCUCUAGCUGCACGUGUAAUCUACUGGGUCGACGCAGCGAUCGUGAGGGUCGAGAUAGGGGUCGGGAUGAUAGGAGGUCAAGUCGUAGGGAGGUGGUCUGCAGCGGGAAGGGGCUUACAAGCCCAAUUGAUCCAGCCACAGUGCCACUGGAUACUGUACAAUUGGAUCUCAGUAAUAAUCAGAUAACUUCCCUUCAACAAAACGCAUUCUCUGGGCUGGCUUCCUUGCUACAACUGAACCUAAGUGGGAAUCACAUUGUGUACAUCGAACCGAGAGCUUUUGAUGGACUUGACUCUCUCCAGAAAUUAGACUUGUCAAGGAAUCGUCUUGGGAGUGUUAACAACAGUAUGUUUGUGGGUCUAUCUAGUCUUCGAAGUUUGAGUCUUUCCUCCAAUCAGAUCUCAACCAUAGCGGCAGCCAGUUUUGAUCGACUUCCAGACAUUGUCAAUCUGGACUUUGCAUCUAAUUAUCUGGUUUGCGAUUGUCAGCUGACGUGGAUUGUCCAAUGGAUGAAGUCUAACAAAGUACGGAUAGCGAGCAACACGGUGUGUGCCUACCCAAAGGCCAUGAGGGAGGAACAAGUCAAACAACUCAAGAAGAAAGAUCUUCAUUGCAACUGGCCGCUGGAACUACCCAUGUUCGAACUGGAACCCGCAGACAGCCAAGUCGUCUUCAAGGGGGACACCAUCCCUAUUGAAUGUCGGGCGACGUAUCUGAAACAGUCCAACGUGCAGAUCAUGUGGUUCAAGAACGGCCGCCCCAUAGAGACCAACGUGACCGCGGGGAUUAACGUGACCACAACCAUCCUCCACGAGCAGGCCCGGAUACGCAGCACGCUUCUGCUGUAUAAGAUACAGAUGGACGGCACCAGUGUGUGGGAGAUCGAAUGUCGGGUUGUGACAUCCCGGGGCAACAUGAGGAAGAGUGUGACGGUUAUUAUAUUAGAUAACAACGAUAAUAAGUACUGCCCCGCUGUGACGACAUCAGACAAUAAAGGCACUUUCAACUGGCCCAGGACAAUCUCAGGCAUCAAAGAGUCCCUCCUCUGUCCCCAUGGUGCGGGUACCAGCCACAUCGGUUCCUCUACACGGGCAAUGUCCAUGAGGAAAUGUACCCUACGGGGCACCUGGGAUGACCCGGAUACCAGUGAGUGUGAGUACGCCAACGAGCUAACACGUCGGUUGGAGUCGGCGUCAUUGAUGAGUUACAGUAAUGCCACUGCAGCGCUGCCAAUAGCCAUUGAGCUGGACAGCACCAUCUCUAACCCUCAAGUAGUCCAAGACAAAAUGGACAUUGCAUUCAUCGCUCGGACAUUGCAGAAGUUUGGCACUCUCCAAAGCAAAGAGUUGGGGAGAGUGAUGAUCGACAUUGCGAGCAAUCUGAUGGAAGUGCACCCAGAGGUCUUGAGGCAGAGUGAAUCUUAUGAGCGAUCAUGCAGCAAGAUUGUACAAACCCUGGAGAAGCUUGCGGAAGAGGUCCUACGUACCCGGGGCCAGGUGUUCAACCACAAGGCAACCAACAUAGCCAUGGAUGUCUUCAAUUUUGACACUGAGACGUUCACCGGCAUGGCCUGCGCCUCGCUGGCGGGCAGCACGGACCAGGCACAGGGGGAGGUCGAGAUACAAGAUUUCAAGUGCUUCAUGGGCAAUACUAACUCAACAACAGCCAAGCUCAAGCAAGAGAAAUCGAUCCAAGCUUCUAUUCAGCUCCCUGGAGCAGUGGUGACGAAGAUGAUGUUACCAUAUUUCAAACUUCAGUUCUUCGUCUACAAGAACAGCCGACUGUUUCCUAGCCUCAUCAACUCCUCUAUGACUGCAGAGGACCGUGGAAGGAGACAGGUUACCAGCCAGGUCAUCUCAAGCAAGAUUGCUGGAUUUAGCGUAAGGAACCUGAGCAGCCCUAUUGUUCUGAACUUCAGGACAACAAGCCAAGGUCAUGACCCUGUCCCAGGGUUCUGGAACUUCAAUGCAAUGUAUUCCAAGGGCGCGUGGAAAAGUGAUGGCUGUAAUAUCGUACGACAGACGACUAAUGCGACUGUUGUCCACUGUAACCAUCUGACUAACUUUGCACUCCUUAAGGAUGUGUCUGUGACAGAGGGCCAGUUGACCUACCAUAACAUUGAUUUAUUGCAUCCUGCCAUCUACGUAGGGAGCCUUAUCUUUGUGGUGUUCAUCUUCAUGACCAUGGUCAGCUACAUCUGCUUCAAUAGUAAUAUUCGCCUGAAGCGUAAAUGUCGCCACGCCCUGAUGAACAUGUGCUUUGGUUUCUUGAACCUGGUCAUGUUCUUCGCUGGCGGGAUCAACCGCACCGAGCCGCAGAUCCUGUGCCGCAUUGUUGGCAUUGGGAUCCACUACUUCAGCAUUUGCUGCUUGCUGUGGAUGGGGAUCAACGUUCGGAACUUAUAUAAGGGUAUGAGCAGGAAGGAACGCAGCUUGCCACCGGGGGAGCCCAUUCCACCACCUCGACCAAUCCUGAGGUUCUACUUUGUUGGAUGGGGUAUUCCGAUGAUUGUUGUUGGCAUCACAGCAGCAGCAGCUGCAAAUAUCGGUAACUAUGGAGGAGAGGAAAUCUGUUGGAUGAACUUUGACAUUAGCCUAGCAGCAUGCUUCGGUGUCGCUGGCUUCUUUGUCUUCGUCACAUGCAUCAUGUUCAUCGCCAUCAUCAUCCGCAUAGGCUGCUCUAACGCCAAGGAAUCCAAAGCUAGCAGACCAGCACCAGGGGACCCUGACCAGCAGCUCAAUGUAGACAGCGAGUCUGUGGUCACCCAUCGAACAGGGCUGUCUAACGUCUCAAGCAUCCUGGACGGGGAGUACACCUACUGCAAGCAGCUCAAGGCGGCCGUAGUGUUGCUGUUUGGCUUCCUGGCGACGUGGACCCUGGCAGCCAUGGCCAUCACUCAGAAGGGAUUCUUGGCGAUGCUCUUCAGUUACCUCUACGGUUGCGCCGUCGCAGCGCUGGGAUUAUUCAUCUUUGUGUACAACUGCAUCAUGAGAUGUGACGUGAUGUACAAUUGGAGGCGGACAUGUGGCUGUAGCAAAACGCGGAAUGCAUAUGCUGUGGCGCUGUCGGGCUCCCAGGCUGGCUCCCAAGCUGGUUCCCAGGCCAUGACCCCUGGAAAUGGCCAUGUGGUACAGCGCUGCCAAUCAGCAAGCAGUGUGGAUUCCAACGCGACCAAUCGCUCUGCCAACACAAACCAAUCCAAUCACUCAUUGAAGUCUGGCUCACGUAAGACCUCGAAGUGUAACUACGUUCCGUCGCACACUAACACCGGGACAGAUGCCUCGAUCGAUAGCAGUACUCAGGACACCGUCAGCAGACCACACAUGUACGAGAAAGCCCGCGGGAACGGAUAUGCCCAUCGGUAUCACCACAAGGGCAGGAAUAGGCCCAAGGGAUAUAAGCACUCCAGGUACUCUCAACUGACCAGAGAUACCUCUGAUGCGGGUGCUACACCGGACAUGAGCAGUGCUGUACCAGCCAGUGGUUAUGCAGACAGCGUGUCGAGUGGUUCAGUCAUGGCUCGCUUGCCAGCGGCAGGGCUGAGCAGCGCUCAGGAUAGGAGCUUUGUUGGACUCCCACCCCAGGCCGUCAGCAUGCAAAGUAUGCGUAGCGGCUCCAGUGUCACUCAGCCUCCGAGGCCGCAGUGGUCUGCUGUGAAUGCAGCUUCCUUGCACAACUCACAUCCUAAGAGUAUGCCGCAGGUGUCAGCUACGCACAGCAGUAACAGCAACGGCAGCAUCAGCAAGAAUCCCCUGGAUGCCCAUCGCCAAGCCAUCCCCCAAACAGCCUCUCUGGACCGCCAGGAAGGUAACGCGUUCCGGCGCCGCUCUUCGCGCGAAGACACUAAACCAAACUCUUCAAAGAGCAAGAACUCUAAACAGAGCAAAGCCAGUUCCAAGGACAGAGCCACCCCCAAGGAAGACACCUCUCACAGGAGGGAGGAAGUGCCUUUACUUGAAAAGCAUCCCUCUCUGUCGAGCCCUCCUGCGUAUGAUGAGGUAGUGCACCAACCACCGGAGAGUAGUGCUGCAGAUGUUCCUCCCCCUGAACCAGAACCUAGAGACAGCGGUGAAGGGUCUGACUUGGAUGGAGCUGCGGUAGAGAUGGACUCUCUGAGCCAAGCUGGCCAUAGUGACCAGGAAGGAUCAGAUAAACGGGAGACUAGUGUAUAGCAGGAAGUAGAGAUAUAGCGAGAAACAGGCAUUAAAGACAAGUGAAGAUGCAUACUUAAAUACAAAAUCUUACAGGCCUGACCUCUAUGAGGGAAAAUCUGCACAAGGGGCAUCAAGGCAUGGAGACGAUUGCCUCUGUGAAGUAUCAGGCCUGCAUAUACUCCUACUGUAUGCUGUAUUUAGAAUUUAGAUAUUUCUGCAAUCACUACCUUGCUACAAUCACCAUUGUACUGAUUAUCACCAUUCUUAUCUGAUUAUCAUUAUUAUUUACAGCCAUUCAUCAUAUGUUGGCGUCUGGCAAAAAACUCAAAGCUUGUUUUUGUCAUUGCAAAGUUUUGAUUGUCGAUAUUUUACAUGCUCAGACUGGUAUUAGUAGAUGUAGCGUGUACUGCAGUAUUAUUCAGUGACUGUCACACAAGUGGCAAUUCCCCAAAUGGCCAAACGUAUUCAUGCUGGUCAGAUGUUCAGGUAUUUUAAAGCUUUGAAGCUGACUCAAAAUUGGGUUUAAUUCAACCUAAAUUUCCUUGUGAUUCCAAUGACAAAACUUACAUUUGUAGUGAGGCCUCUGGCUUUUCAAGAUCAAAUUGGAAGGCAAAUCUAGAUCAGGCCUGGAAUUUCGUCUUUGAGAGGACAAAGAUGCCAUUUUUUCAUUUUGCAAAAGGCACAGAGGCCGGACUUGCGACCUGUUUUUAAAAUAUUGCUAAGAUUACCUUAAGCGUGAAUCUAUCUUAAUUGCUAAGCAAAGUGGGAUGCCACAAUGCAAGUCACAUUGGUAAUGCUGACAACUCAUCUUAAAGGAACAUGUUGCCUUGAAUCGGACGAGUCGGUCUAUAAAAUACCUUUGAAACCAU
Messenger RNA from Asterias rubens (European starfish), 5904 nucleotides. Its product is annotated as adhesion G protein-coupled receptor A3-like. Gene Ontology annotation, biological process: G protein-coupled receptor signaling pathway; cell surface receptor signaling pathway. The coding region runs from base 773 to 5053 and encodes 1426 amino acids. The transcript is spliced from 19 exons. NCBI's taxonomy places the organism in Eukaryota, Metazoa, Echinodermata, Asteroidea, Forcipulatida, Asteriidae. The record is from RefSeq and is a predicted model, not a curated record. Gene Ontology annotation, cellular component: plasma membrane. Gene Ontology annotation, molecular function: G protein-coupled receptor activity; protein binding.